This is a messenger RNA of Xenia sp. Carnegie-2017, 1112 nucleotides long. RefSeq names its product START domain-containing protein 10-like. The transcript is spliced from 7 exons. NCBI's taxonomy places the organism in Eukaryota, Metazoa, Cnidaria, Anthozoa, Malacalcyonacea, Xeniidae. The coding region runs from base 123 to 923 and encodes 266 amino acids. The record is from RefSeq and is a predicted model, not a curated record. Gene Ontology annotation, molecular function: lipid binding.
GGAUCGUUUGUUUGUUAACAAAUACUUGGAGCGUACCUUAUUUCCUUUGGAGUCACAAAACCAUAAUUAUUUACAAAAUCAUGCCAACGUCCUCGUGAUUUUACUAUAAAUUGCUGGACAAUAUGUUAGCUCCUGUGCCAUCACCAACGGGUUUCGAAAGGCGAAGUGUUUCUGCAUCGCAAGCUUCUCUUAGUCGAACAGGUUCUCUUGGUGGUACAUUAAGACGUGGAGCGUCGUUGAGACAUGAACCUCGACCUUUUGUCUCCAGAAAUCCAAUUAAAGAAGAAGAUUUAGACGUGCUGUUGAACUGGGAGAGCGACAAUAACAACGAUUAUUGGCAGAAGAUAAAAAGUGUUCGUGAGGGAACCGUGUGGAAGAAAGAAAUAGAAGAUGAUAAUACUUGGGUUUUGAAAGCUCAACUCACAGCUGAAAACGUGCCUUUCAAACGAACCGUUGAACUUGUCACUGACGUGAAACAUAGAAAAGAAUGGGAUUCCUUACAUUCAAAUCUUGAUGUUGUUGAAACAGUUGGAAAUGGAAAUUUUAAAAUCGUGUACAGUCAAAUGAAGAUGCCUGCAUUUUGCAAGAAACGAGAAUUAUUGGAAGCAAUGAGCCAGAGAGCUAGUGAAAAAGAAAGCAACUGCUAUCAUAUGUUAGCCUUCCGUAGCACUACACAUCCAAGUGUGCCUCCUUCCAAGGAUUUAAUUAGGGCUGAUGAUCAGCUAUCAGGUAUCAUAAUACGACCUGUUGGUGACGGAACGUCAAGCUCUAAAAUAAGCUUUAUAUAUCGAGUAAAGUUUCGAGGUUCGGCGCCUCGGGGGAUAAAGAAAAGCUACCUCGCUAAUCAAUCUAUCACUAUGUUACGUAGAAUGAAAAAAUAUCACGACAAAAAGAGACUGGAAGAAAGAAUAGGAAGAGUAUGAAAUAUCAGUUUAAGUUACGCAUACUGAUCACACAAAGAUUUGAGUUUUUGCUUGGAUGCAAUGAACUGUAAGCCAGAAUUGUAUUUGCAAUUUAGUGGAGAGUUUAUUUAAGGGUAUGAAGACAGAGGUCAAAGAAAGAUUGUAGACCAUGACAUUUAAAUCAUUUUAAUUGUAAAUCAUCAAGUUUUA